AUGACACAAAAAAAUGUGCUGUGUCACUCAUGUGCCCUUCGGAUGUCGAUCAUGCAUCAGGUACCUCCACCGCAGCCCCCAGUACAGACGCGCUCUGACCACUGUGGGAACGGUAGGCUCCUCGACGAAACGUAUCACCCACGCUUUUCAAUUGUUUACGAAACGGCGGAGAGUGCUCUGCGGUACUUUCGAAAGGCAAAAGAUAACGGAGAGAGCACUACGGCGGCCGAUGAGAGGCACAGUCUCUGCUGUGCGUGCUUGGGACUUUACCAGUUUUUGGAUGCCGUCCACGCCCCAGUUGUGGCCGCGACAAUUCGCACAAGUAGGUUCAUCGACUCGAGCCGCCUUUCCGUGAAUGUGAGUGUUCACCGGAGCGUAUCAUUUUUGUGGUUGGCAGUGGCUGCAAUCUUUCACGGUGUAAGUGGAAGGGAGAAUGAGAAACCAAAUCCCACAGCGUUGGUGCCAGAAGAGCACGCCAACUUCAAGGAUUUCUACAUGAGUGACCUGCGGGCGCGGGUUCUGCAGUACCUUGUGCGUGAGCACUCUGAGUUAUCCAAAGUGAAGACGCUUGUUGGGUAUAAGGCCUACAUGCAGGAGAUCACUCGUCGUGCCGGAAGUGACGGCGGUGUAACUGAACCCCAGGUACAACAGGCGUUUGUAUACAGCCCCGAUAACGAGGGCCUCGUUGCGGACAUAGCCGCUGAGCAUCACCAACUAAAGAACCUUACCAACGGGACUGCGGUACCACUGCAGUACUGUAGCAACCGGAGCGAAGGGGUGCUGACGUACAGUGUUAUAUAUGACUACGUGUUUCCUUACUUGAAUGCUACUGGAUGUUGGACCGGAGAUGCUGCUGAUGUGGGACGGAGUGGCAAUUUUUUGAUCUGUGAACCAGCAACACUGGCUUGUUCCCUGCAGCACUCCAAUAUCAUGUUGAUCGGAAACUACCGCAAAACGAGGCGGGAUCUCUCACAGUCCCCUUGGUUUGUUAAUGGAAAACGUGUUGGCUCGUACUCUCUACAGGAAGCGAUUGCCGAUCCGGUGUUGCCCUUCUUUUUCCCCGAAGGUGUAACGUCCCUACCGUGGGAAGGGCCAAUGAAAGAUGCCGCAUGCCAAAGCGUGAAGCGUCCCCGGCGUGAGGUGUUGGAAGCUGACCAACAACAUCCCGGAGUGGAAAAGCUGAAUCCGCACCGCACGGCAUCCGAACGCGUCUUCGGCUACGGACGGUACAAGUUUCAUAGCGCUGGGCGGGAAGAUGUGGAUGUACGUAUGCUCGGAAGUGGGCGGCCCUUCGUUCUCGAAGUCAUAUCGCCCAGCAGGGAACGCGCGUCACCGGAGGAUUUGGCAUCUCUGGAAGCUGUGGUUAAUACCAGCGAGGAGGGAAGCGUGGAAAUAUCAGAAUUACGCAUAACAGAUGCUGGUAUACUUCUCCGCAUGGCUCAUCACUCGCAGAGCAAGGUGAAGAGGUACCGUUGUGUUGUGUGGUGCAGCAGAUCAAUACCUGAGCCGGAGAAAGAUAGACAUUUUCAGGCAACGAACGCUGUGUGUGACCUAGUUGUCGAACAACGCACCCCCGUGCGUGUACUACAUAGGCGAUCGUUGCAGUCACGUAACCGAGUUAUUCACCGUAUUCAAUUGGUGCCGUUAAAUGCUCACUGGUUCCUGAUGGACUUAGAGACUCAGGCUGGCACCUAUGUGAAGGAGUUUGUUCAUGGGGAUAUGGGAAGGACCGUUCCACAUUUAGGUCAGCUGCUGAAUGGUAGAACAGACAUCAUCCAACUGGACGUGCUGGGCAUGACGGCAGAUGGUCUGUAG
Messenger RNA from Trypanosoma brucei brucei TREU927, 1815 nucleotides. RefSeq lists its product as hypothetical. The coding region runs from base 1 to 1815 and encodes 604 amino acids. The transcript has a single exon. Gene Ontology annotation, biological process: tRNA pseudouridine synthesis. Gene Ontology annotation, molecular function: RNA binding; pseudouridine synthase activity. The record is from RefSeq and is a predicted model, not a curated record. Lineage: Eukaryota; Euglenozoa; Kinetoplastea; Trypanosomatida; Trypanosomatidae.